UGGAUGUGAUGCACGAAAAGGUUUCGCACCAGUUGGUGGUCCACUGGAAAGUGAAGAGUAUUGCUUUUAUGAUUCAAGCAAGUGUAUGCGGAGCAUAUGCCCACCCGGAACAGAACUUUCAUUAUGUCUGCAUUCCCCUUUGUCGAGAGGGAUAUGGUCGCACACAAUUGUCGGACAUAUGCAGACCUUUGGAAGCACUGUCAAGACUUCAAUCCGAGUCUUGGACAUCAAUUUUUAAAAUGGAAACAAGAGCUGCAGCUAACAUUAGAAGUAAAACAAGUACAAUGCCAACUAAUACGUUCUCUCUUAAUUACACAUAUUCACAUGGAAACAGCAAUGGAAACAAAACAACGUUGUCAGUAUACACUUAUCCAGUUACAGAAACAACUUUAAGCAAGGACGAAAAAGAACCUAAUGGUAACAAUCCGCCAUGGCUGUAUAUAUCGAUUGGUGUCUUCUGCUUCUUGGUUUUGGCUGGAAAUCGCAUGCACAGCUUUACACAGACGAUAUAAAAAUGCAAUUGGUAGAAUACCACAGCGACAUGUGUCUCCAACGCGUGCGGGAAUUGGAAUGCAAGACAGACAAUUAACAGGUAUAAGGAUUGAGAUGAUGUCUUAAAAUUGAAAAAAGCUACUAAAGUGAAUUCGUAUUAAAUGCUCUUUGUUCGUUGUUUAUAUAAUCUUUCAACAUGUUUGCUAUGUAUCA
Dreissena polymorpha is the source of this 705-nucleotide messenger RNA. RefSeq lists its product as uncharacterized. The transcript has 6 exons. The record is from RefSeq and is a predicted model, not a curated record. The coding region runs from base 9 to 512 and encodes 167 amino acids. Lineage: Eukaryota; Metazoa; Mollusca; Bivalvia; Myida; Dreissenidae.